CAGGAGUACAUUCUUCCUUGCAAGUUGGGGGAGAGAAACCUUUCCGAAUAUAUGACACGACGACGAAACAUAAGGUCUAUCAUAAUCCGUAGAAAUGACCCAUGACGGGGAUGAGGAUCAGGCGGAAGAGAACCUCAGCGGCGCCUACCUUACAUUGUAUCGCCAGCACUUGAACGACGCGCAAUCCCAUCUAUCUGGCAAGGUCGAAGAGUCUUUACCUUCGUCCUACUAUCCCCCAUCGAGCUACUGGACGUCUUCCGAGAAGGACAAGUUCUUCCGCGCGCUUUCUGUUCAUUCAAGGCUCAGGCCGGACCUUAUAUCUGCGGAAAUAGGCACCAAGACCAUCUCUGACGUCUGUAUAUACUUGGAUUUACUGGAAUGCGCCUCUGCGACUACGGAAGCUAGGAUCCCGCGCGCGGAUCUCGAAGCAGCGACUGAAGUUUCGGAGAAAUGGAUCACCUUUGAGGCCGAGCAAGCUGCGCUGCUAGCCUACCUUGAGCCUGGAUGGUACCAGUCUAGUCUGACUGCAGGAAGGGAAUGCGCGCGCGAGGAGAAGCGGAGAGAACUGAGGGUUAGGAAAGGUCAGGGCAAGGCGCGUUCCGCCCAGCGCGAUCGGGAAGGUGAGAUUGAACGGCGACAACUAUUCAACGACUGGAAAGAGGCGCGAGAGAAAGAGUGGAAGAAGCGUGAUGCGCUCGAGUUCCUGGAUUACCCGCGACUGAGAGUGCUUGAGGCCAUGCUGCGUGAAGAUGAAGAUAACGCUACAGAAUUCGAAGUCCAGCAGAGCGCGGACGAGCAUGCAGAGCAAGAAUGCGAUCCCGAGCAAAGCCAAACUGCCCCUGUUACGUCCCGUACACCACCUGCGGACGCAGGGAUCAGUGACGAGGUGAUUGAUCCCGUGCUUCUGGCAGAGUCUGGACUCAAGCCGUCCGCCCCUCGGGCCGCAGAGCUUCAUCAAGUUGCUGCUAUGGCUGAGCCUGCAGCUUCUCAAUCCCAAGUUGCUUCGAGCAGCCAGAUUCUGUUCCCUCAAGUUCCCUCCGGGAUGCCUUUUCCUCAUCAAGAUUCCGAAGGGUCUCCGAAUGAGUUUGGACCGGGAAUCUCGCCCAAAGUAGAUACCGAAGGACUCGACGCUGAAAUGAAAGAUAUCACAACACUAUCUCCGCGGUCUCGACGCCAGCAUCAAAAACGGCUGUACAUGCGGCGAAAGCGGGCGAUGAUCUCCGGGGCAAAUAUUAUCGAGCACGUCGGUAAAUUGAAGCCUGGGCGUAAGACGCAUAGUGUCGUGCCGCGCGUUCGCAAGGCUACCACGGAGGCCGCUGCAGAACAAGUAGGCCGUGGUGAAAGAGCGAUGGACUUAGAUGUGGAUGUCACCCCGGAGAGCGUUGUAGCUGUCAUCCAGGAUACUCCAGGAGCUGAAUCAGAAGGAGCUGACAAGGAGGCACAGCUACGGAAGCGCAAGAUCUCUGGUAAGACGCUCCCGUAUAGAUUCAAGGCGGAGUUGGAAGAGCUCGGGGUCGACACUGCGUUCCUGCGUGAUAAUCACAUGAGCCUUUUCCAUCCUGCGGGGUUCGGGAGGUUGAUGAGACUUUACGGGUCGUUGCAGCCGGACGAUGAGAAUUCCACGGUAGCUAUCGCUGGCUCCACUAUCCAAUUUUUCCAUUCCCACUUGGUACAUUUCGUCGAGGAAGCCGUUCAGCGAGCUAUUGUCUCGCGAGAACAGGAGCUACAAAUGAAGCUUCAUACGAAAGUAUGGCGGGUUUCGGACGAUCAGGUCGUGCCUCGUAAUGUUGCCCACGCUCUUGAAAUGAUGGGCGUCAGAGAUACUGACAAGCACUCUGUCUUUGAGAGGCUGUCGGACAGGUAUGGCUGUGUCAGUGACGCGAAGGCUCGUGCUACGGAGAACUUCAAGAAGAAAGUAGCCGCUCGCAACGCUCAGGAUAAGGCUUUCAAUCGCACGGCGAGUCACAACAGCGCGGCCGAGUGUGAUGGGCGGAGUACGGACGGAGAAGACUCUCAGUUCCGAGACCCGGCUCUAGGCCAAUCUGCACUGUCUUCCAUCCCUCUGCACAGGGACAUCUACGCUCCUGUGGUCCGACUCUCGGCCGCGCCGUCAGAUAUCCUUCCAGGCCCAUCCCGGACCACUCGACAGCCCCAUGCGUCGAGAACUAUCUCCGAUUACGCAGAUAUGGACUCCUUGAUGCCUGCCGAAACCGAGGAAGAGGCAUUGCUGGCGGAGCUGCUGGAGGAGGAUGAGUUGGACCAAGAAGAUUGUGCCCUCGAUACUCGAAACGAAGAGGAUCUCUGGGCACUCAUCAGUGCUCGUGAGACUCCCACCACUACCUCGAAGUCCAGGUAUAAAAGCAAGGCGUACAUAGACGACAGUGAUUAGGUCGUGCGUCGGCGGAUAGACUUCUGUCGUAUAAAGCUAGUACUACUACUGUACGCGUACAUGCGUAUCAACAUCGUUCUAUUUCUUCAUGUCCCGGGUCUCACGAUCCUCUUACAUUGCAGACCCUAGCCAGAAUAUCAAGUACUCAAUCUCGAUCGGAGGGAUUGACAGUGCCACCUUGCGGCACGUUGUCAAGAAUGAGCCUGAUGAGUUCCUCGUGAUCUUCAACGAGUAUGUGCGGAUAGAAAUUAAUCUUGUAAGCUGUAUCGAAAUCGACAAGGCGUAAUCCAUAUGACCGGUGACGAUAGGGUGAUACUAGGGAUGGAAGAGCGGGAGGGGAUUUCGGGGCCAGUAAGACAUUAUCGUAGCGAAUGUCGUCGUUGAAAAUGUGUAACUCCG
Gloeophyllum trabeum ATCC 11539 is the source of this 2788-nucleotide messenger RNA. RefSeq lists its product as uncharacterized. The record is from RefSeq and is a predicted model, not a curated record. The transcript has 4 exons. Gene Ontology annotation, molecular function: RNA polymerase I general transcription initiation factor activity; rDNA binding. The coding region runs from base 95 to 2389 and encodes 764 amino acids. Gene Ontology annotation, cellular component: RNA polymerase I upstream activating factor complex. Lineage: Eukaryota; Fungi; Basidiomycota; Agaricomycetes; Gloeophyllales; Gloeophyllaceae. Gene Ontology annotation, biological process: nucleolar large rRNA transcription by RNA polymerase I; transcription initiation at RNA polymerase I promoter.